Cuscuta campestris is the source of this 855-nucleotide messenger RNA. NCBI's taxonomy places the organism in Eukaryota, Viridiplantae, Streptophyta, Magnoliopsida, Solanales, Convolvulaceae. The record is from the annotation of a GenBank genome assembly.
AAAAAAAUAAAGAUCGGGUCAGGUUUGGGCGUCCAAGGCUCGAAUUUCGUUCAAGACCCGAACUCGGAACUCCUAAGUUUUAAUUUAAAGCCCAAAUAUGUCAAUCGGGGGGGGGGCUAUCCAAAACCCUAAUUUAAUUCCCCUUAAAUUUACCCUUUUUUUUCCAACAUCGCCCCCCACUCUCUCAUAAACCCUAAUCUUCAGAUCCGAGUGAAAUACAAAACGGCGCGAAAUCAAAGUCUCUAUCUGGAUGGAUGGAUACCUCUGGACCCGUAGAUUCCAUUCCCGAUUGGAUCUUUCGAUUUCUCGUAGGUCUCACAGUUUCUUCUUUCGCUGAAUUCUGUUUUUUUUGGGUUCGAUGAUGAUUCAUUUGCUUUAACCACACCGAACGGAGGGCUGGCGUGGAGGAGGAUGGCGAUUCUGGAUUCGGGUUGGAGAUUCGUUCCUUCUUCCUUUGGAUCUCUGGUUUCGAAGAGCUCUAUGAGUCUCUGUUUCCGCCAUGGAUGCACAGAUGAGAGCUUUUUGUGCCUGGGUUUUUUUUUGGAGGGAGGGUUUGAACUUCGACUUGAAUUUGGGAUCGUCGGAUUCCCGCCACGUUCUCGAAUGUGGAAGAUCAAUGGCCUUUUAUCUGAGAACUCUGCCCUUCUGAUCUCUUGGUUUCUUUUUGGGCAUUAGAAUUUUGUUUUCUUGCAGUUUUGUUUUGAUUUUCAAGAACUAAUCGAUUUCAUUUGGAACUUAAUUUUUAUUAUUCAUGUACUUUCUUUAGAUUGGGUUCAUCUUUACUUGGAGAAGGCAAAAGGCCUAUACAAAAAUUUAACUCAUUCUGGAACAAGAUAAUAACAAUGGAGUUUGGAU